AUGGGGCCCCGAAACCCCGCAAAGAAGACCCCCCAGGCAGCAGCAGCGGCGGCCAGCGAAGGAAUUUGGCAAAGUGGAGUUGUGCGCCGCAGCGAGGCCUUCGAGGCGUUCUACAAAGAGCAGAAGAUCGUGCCUGAGGAGGAGUGGACAGCUUUCCUCGAGUGUCUGCGCUCCGACCUGCCCACUGCCUUCCGCGUGGUGUCUAUAACCCCCUUUCGCCACUAUGUGCACAAGUUCCUUCAAAAGACGCUCGAAAGCAGCUGCAGCAGCCGGCGGCGCCGCGGACCCGCGGGGCGCGCUGAAGCCCCUGGAGUGGUACAAGAGCGGCUGCGAGGCCUUCCAGCUGGAGGUCUCUCGCCACGUGUUGAGGACUUGCAAGCCGCUGCUGUGGGUUGUGCUGCUGCUGCUGCGCAGCAGCGCGAGCUGCAGCAGCUGCAGCAGCUGCAGCAGCUGCACCAGCGCGAGCUGCAGCAGCUGCAGCAGCUGCAGCCGCUGCAGCAGCUGCAGCAGCUGCAGCCGGUGCAGCAGCUGCAGCAGCUGCAGCAGCAGCAGCUGCAGCAGCAGCAGCAGCUGCUGCAGCAGCAGCAGCAGCAGCAGCAGCAGCAGCAGCUGCAGCAAACUGCCGCAUGCAUGCGCAGCGGUGUGGCUUUUCUUUCCAGGAAUUUGCACAAGUUCCUCGUCGAGCAGUCCGAAGCUGCAACGAUUUUCCGCCAAGAAGUGGUUUCGAUGAUUCCGGCUUUAUUUCUUGAACAGGAAAUUCGGGGCGACUCCUUGAUUCUGGACAUGUGCGCGGCCCCGGGCUCCAAAACUUCGCAGCUGUUGGAGGCGCUGCACCGCGCGAGCGCGCGGGAGCGCCGAAGCGAAGAGCCGGAGGGCUGGCCGUGCCUCCCAACACUUUGUGCAAGUUUGGGGUGUAUGGACAUGCGGGCAGCUGGCGCGGUCGUGGCCAACGACGCGGACGCGACGAGGGCUCACAUGCUGGUGCACCACCUCCGGCACCUGCACUCUCCCUGUCUGCUGGUGACUUCGCACGCGGCGCAGUUCUUCCCCACAGUCUUCCCCCCCCCCCGCAGCAGCAGCAGCAGCAGCAGCAGCAGCAGCAGCAGCAGCAGCAGCAGCAGCAGCAAAGAAGCCCCGCUGCAGUUCCACGCAGUGCUCUGCGACGCCCCCUGCUCCGGCGACGGCACUCUGCGCAAAAGCCGCGGCCUUUGGGCCUCCUGGAGUCCUCACCAGGGGCUCGGCUGCCACCGCCUGCAGCUCCAGCUUCUCCUCAGGGGAAUAAAACUCUGCAAAGUCGGCGGCCGCCUCGUCUACAGCACCUGCGCUCUCAACCCCGUCGAGAACGAGGCUGUCGUCUGCGCCGCCAUUGCGAAGUCCGGCGGGGCUGUCGAGCUGGAGGACUGUUCGCGGGAUUUGCCGUCUUUGCGGCGGAGUCCGGGAAAAAGCAGUUGGCGGGUGCACUGGGAAGGCCGCUGGUUCGACUCUUUCGCCCAAGUCCCCAAAACAGCAAAAGCUCUCAAGAAAAUCCGCCAGUCGAUGUUUCCCCCUUUGGGGCCCUCUGCGGUGCCGCUGCAGCGCUGCAUGCGUUUUUUGCCGCACUUGAACAACACUGGGGGUUUUUUCGUGGCAGUGCUGCGGAAAGUGCGGGAAGUGCCUCUUGGAAAGCCUUGUGGUCCAGUGGACCAUUUGGAAGAUCCGGAAAAGCAGCAAAAGGACUUUGAAGACAAAAUAAAAGCUGAGGAAACUUCGGAAGAUGAAGAUCCUGCUGCAGCUGCUGCAGCAGCAGCAGCUGCUGCUGCUGCUGCGGGGCCGGCAGCCCGGCGUUUUGAACAGAUCCAGCUGGACAUGGUCGGCCUCGACUGGCAGCCCGAGCUGCUGCAGCAGCAGGAGCAGCAGCUGCAGCAGCAGCAGCAGCAGCAGCAGCAGCAGCUGCUGCUGCUCGCGCAAGAAAAGCGCCGCGAGUUGGACGGGGAAGCCGAGCAAGACUUGAAAUCUGAGGCGAGCGAGGCCGCUGCAGCAGCAGCUGCAGCUGUGCAACCCGCAGCAGCAGCAGCAGCAGCAGCAGCAGCAGCAAGCAGCCCGGGCUGCGGGCCGCCGCUGCAGCCCGGAUCCUCUGCGCCGGCUGUGUCUCUUGCCACUUUAGAAGAAACAACUAAACUGGUUUUUGAAACUUUGGAAGUUCGCGACGAAAUUUUGUCGGAAAAAAACACAAGUCCGGAGCUGCGGGCAGCAGCGCAGCGGCUGCGUUCGCACUUGUACUUCCGGCGGAAAGCAGCGGAAAGCUGCGGUCUGGAGGCCGGCGAAGAGCCUUUUGGAAGUGAAAAUGAAUUUAAAAGAAUUCCAAAUGAAUUUAAAAGAAUUCCGCGAAGACUUUUUUUCGUUUCCGAAGGAGUUCAGACUUUCGCGCGGGCCCUGGGCGCUUCCCGCUACAAGAUCGUGAACGCCGGCUGCCUGGCUUUCCAGGCGCGGGCCAGGGGGGUCUUCCGCGUGGCUUACGGGGGCUCUCAGUGGCUGGCCCCGUUUUGCGAGGUUUUGAGUGGUUUUGCUGCAGAUUCGCAGCAGCAGCAGCUGCAGCAGCAGCAGCAGCAGCAGCAGGUGCUGCUGCAGCAGCAGCAGCAGGCGGCGGCGCAGUGCGGGCUUUCGGCGCGGCCCAGCGAGGCUGCGGGGCGGCGAGUGCUGCGGAUUCCUUGCGAGCUUUUGUACGGGCUGGUGGCCACAAAACAAGAAGACAGAAGAGUUCCUUUCAAGAAGAUCCAGGAGCUUCCCUGCGGCCAAGUCCUCGUGGACAGCUCCUGCGAGGGCUCGCUGCUGCUCCUCGCCAAGAUCCCGCGAGCAGCUGGCUGCGCAAGCAGCAGCAGCAGCAGCAGCAGCUGCUGCUGCAGCUGCUGCUGCAGCAACGUGGCGGUGCCCGCGUGGAGGGGAAGAACCAACGUGGAACUCAUGCUGGACUUGAACUCGCGACUUGCACUGCGGAGCCUCUUGGAGGAAAGCGGAGUGCCCGCGGCAGAGGGAAGUUCUCUUUGA
Eimeria necatrix is the source of this 3024-nucleotide messenger RNA. Its product is annotated as NOL1/NOP2/sun family domain-containing protein, putative. Lineage: Eukaryota; Apicomplexa; Conoidasida; Eucoccidiorida; Eimeriidae. Gene Ontology annotation, biological process: RNA methylation. Gene Ontology annotation, molecular function: methyltransferase activity. The record is from RefSeq and is a predicted model, not a curated record. The transcript has 11 exons. The coding region runs from base 1 to 3024 and encodes 1007 amino acids.